UUUAUCGUUGGUUCAAUCUCCGACUCUCACCCUGUGGCAGUACCCACCAUCAUGACUUGAAAACAAAUUGUGUCUCACCGAUCACCAUUAUGUCUCAUUGUCUGUGUUUCUUUAUUUUGCUUUAUGAUGUACUACACCACUCAACUAAUUCACUCUCAAACCUCUACAAACUUGCUCUUCAACUCCCAAUUUCAUCUCCUCCUCAAGCUCCCCAUAAGUCCAUUUUUGUGCUAACGCAUGACUUCUCGAGAAAGUUGAAUCGGUUGGGAAAUAGUGCGAACUUACCCUUAAUCAGCUGGUCUUGUGUGGGUUGAUGAAGGGGAGAGGUCUCAUUUAGUGUGGUGGGAGGAGGUGCCGAAACUGGUGAUGUUAAAAGCAACAUCGGUGACAGCCAACAUCAUUUUUUUUUACUGUGUUUCUUACUUUCAACGAAAGAUUUGACCGUAUCAUUCUAAAUCCUAUUUCCAAUAUGCAAUCACCAAAGUUCAAUUUGAAAUGUAAAAGAAAUUCAGAGAUGAGUAGCAAAGCUUCUUCUGACAUGGCUAUACUUGAAGCAACCCCUGAUCUCUCCAAGGACAGUGGUACUACCUCCUGCCUCACGAACUCAAUAAAGGCUAAUCCCAUUCAAGGUUCGGUUUCCCUUGACUUGACACUUCAUUUUAACUCAAAUGAUAUCGACACUAAAGGAAGUGGCGAGAGUAGUAGCGAUGCAGUUGGCCAUGUUUCUGGUCCGACAAACCUGAGGAUAUUUUCCUGCAAUUACUGUCAGCGUAAAUUCUUCAGCUCACAGGCCCUUGGUGGCCAUCAAAAUGCUCAUAAAAGGGAGAGGACAAUGGCAAAGCGAGCGAUGCGAAUGGGUAUGUUCUCAAACAGAUAUACCAGCUUGGCUUCGCUGCCACUUCACGGUUCUGCAUAUCGGUCACUCGGGAUCGAAGCUCAUGCUGGAAAGCACCGUAAAAUCUUACCUGCAGAGUGGCCAUUUAUUGCUAGAACUGGAGCCAUGAUUGAUCAAGGCUACAUUGGAAUGCCAUAUUUUGUGGAAGAGGAUGAUGGUGGUCCAUUUUGGCCGGGGAGUUUUCGACGAGUAAACGGCGAAUUCAUUGAUUCUACGCUUCGCGAAGCAUCUAAAGUUCUAAGUCCAAACUCCGAUACGAGCAUGUCACCAUCGAAAACGAGUACUUCACCUGAUCUUACUUUGAGACUUUAAGCUUUAUUAUUGUUAAUUUUUAUUUUUGUUAUUUUCUACAUAUCUUCACCAUGUUGCUAAUUAUGUAAAGUGAGGUGCCUGCAAGCGUUUUAUUAAGUCAUCAAAUAAAACUUCAAUCCAAUUCUUUGUCUAAUUUCUUGUAUCCUCUGAAUAAUGUUCUCUUGCUGUUAUUUUUGUUAGAAAUGAUGAAAUUUGAAAUACGUGCU
Molecule: messenger RNA, 1413 nt
Organism: Benincasa hispida (wax gourd)
Lineage: Eukaryota; Viridiplantae; Streptophyta; Magnoliopsida; Cucurbitales; Cucurbitaceae
Source: RefSeq, a predicted model, not a curated record